Molecule: messenger RNA, 398 nt
Organism: Didymodactylos carnosus
Lineage: Eukaryota; Metazoa; Rotifera; Eurotatoria; Philodinida; Philodinidae
Source: the annotation of a GenBank genome assembly
CAGCCAAGAAUUAUUCCUUGGCCAAGAAACUUAUAAAUGGAUAUUCAACAAUACGUGUAAGAAAAAAUAUUUUAAGCUAAUGUCUAUCUGAUCCACGUUACUUAUACCUGUUUCUGAUCUUUGAUUCAGAAGAACUAAUAAACGAUCAGUCAAAUGAUGAUGAUAGCGAUCCAGAUGACAAAAAGAAAAAAAAGAAACCAGUCGACACGUUUAAUAGCGUUGAUAACAAUUCGAAACCUCAACGCGACACAUCGACAGCUUUUGCUUCCAAGGUUCAGCUAACGCCAAGAUCACAAGUGACAAAAAGAAAAUUUGGACGUGAACUAAACAAUUUGGAAGAUGCUUUAUCAUUACAUGAAAAAGUGGCGGGAAAACGAAAUUGUACAAAAAUAAUGUGA